Melospiza melodia melodia is the source of this 3173-nucleotide messenger RNA. RefSeq names its product inhibitor of growth family member 2 (gene ING2). The transcript has 5 exons. Gene Ontology annotation, biological process: positive regulation of DNA-templated transcription. The record is from RefSeq and is a predicted model, not a curated record. Lineage: Eukaryota; Metazoa; Chordata; Aves; Passeriformes; Passerellidae. Gene Ontology annotation, cellular component: nucleus. Bases 1 to 861 code for a protein of 286 amino acids.
AUGUGCUGCUGGCGCGGGGGGAUGAUGCUGGCGGGGCCACAGCUGGUGGCGGGGCCGGCGGCGCCGGGCGGGGAGCGGGCCCGGCUGCUCUCGCUCUACGUGCAGGACUACCUGGAGUGCGUGGAGUCUCUGCCGCUGGACAUCCAGCGCAACGCCUCGCUGCUGCGGGAGAUGGACACGCAGUGCCAAGAAGCGCUAAAAGAAAUAGAUGAUGUCUAUGAAAAAUACAAGUCAGAAAACGAUCCCGUUCAGAAGAAACGCUUGCAGCAGCAUCUUCAGCGUGCAUUAAUCAACAGUCAAGAACUUGGAGAUGAAAAAAUUCAAAUAGUUACUCAGAUGCUAGAACUGGUAGAGAACAGAGCCCGUCAAAUGGAGACGCACUCUCAGUGUUUCCAAGAGCUGUCUGAGAACGAAAAGCCUCUAGAAAAGGCCAAGGUGGAGUCGUGCCAGCCUGAGAGAUCCUCGCGCAGGCCCCGCCGGCAGCGCACCAGCGAGAGCCGCGACCUGUGCCACAUAGCCAACGGCAUCGACGACUGCGACGACCAGCCGCCCAAAGAGAAACGAUCAAAAUCUUCCAAGAAGAAAAAACGCUCCAAAGCCAAACAGGAGAGAGAGGUUUCACCUGUGGAAUUUGUAAUUGAUCCCAAUGAACCGACUUACUGCUUAUGCAGCCAAGUGUCUUACGGCGAGAUGAUAGGAUGUGACAAUGAACAGUGCCCUAUUGAGUGGUUCCACUUUUCCUGCGUUGGACUGACGUACAAACCGAAGGGGAAGUGGUACUGCCCCAAGUGCAGAGGAGACAAUGAGAAAACGAUGGACAAAUGUACUGACAAAUCAAAAAAAGAUAGGAGGUCGAGGUAGUGAAAGCAAUUUAUGUUUUAAAGAGUUGCUCCUUUUAUAUUAAAAUGUUUCAUUUCCACAGAACAUUGUUUUAGGAAAUGCAUAAGACUAUGCAAUAAUUUUUAAUCUAUAAUAUUAAUAUUAAAAACUGUUAUACCUUCUGUGAUCUUUAACUUUCUGCACUGAAUAACCAAAUAAUUGAAACAGGGUGGCUUCAGACCUUUCACAGAAGACGUUGCAAGCAGAUGACGCUUGGUUCCAAUUUGCUUUAGUAUUUUAAAGAACCUUGUGAAUCCUGAAAUAAUGGUGGUGGGAAAGAUACUGAAGAACUUCUCAUGUUAUGGUAAAGGGGUUGAAAGGCCUCAUAUCUCUGCUAGCAUCUUAACAACUGAGUUUAUCCCAAGUUUUACAUUUUCAGUUUUUGUGUUAACAUCACAUGUUUGGAGUUAGGGGUUUUAAAUUCAGCUGUAACUGUAAAAGUCUUCCGAGCUAUAAGCAGACCUCUCCAGUGACUUUCACAUGAACAGUAUGUUAUUGCAAGGAAGAAAAUACCACUAACUUAAACUUUUCUUUUUUGCCAACAUUAAACUCUUGUCUUUGUGACUAUACUUGGGAGUCAGUUUUUGGGUAUGAUAUAACUAUGGUGUAUACUCAGUUUUUCAUAAUAGGUUUUGUCAAGCAUCCUGAUGUGAUCUUUAUCACUAAACAUGAUCUCUCUGUAAGCCUUGAAGUGGUAGGAUCCCUUGAGAGGAGGGCAUAUUAACAUUUCAGGGAACAGGAACUGGAAAUGUGAUGGAAUCUUCAUUAUAAUCCAUCUGUUGAGAGCUGAAUCAUGACUGGUAUUCUCUGGGGUGUAAACUUUGCUCUUCCUCAAGUAGGAUUUGUGUGUGCAUGUGGCCAGACCUGGGUUUAGGCACAGCACCAAAAUUCUUGCACUUGGGCAACUACCUUAAAAGCCUGAAGGCAGAAGCUUUCAAUAAAAAGUUGAUAGAUACAAACUAACAAAACAUAAGCAUGCAUGGCACAGAGCCAAUAGACAAAUCCCAGCAGGUUUCUGACAGGUGAUGUAAGAGCUUUGUCCUGAAGUAUGGUGGUAGUAUCUAAACACUACUUGGGUGGUAGUUAAAAGUGAACUUCCUCACCCCCAUGCCUUAAAGGAGGUGAAAAAAAGAGAUGAGAACAGCUGUUGCUGCUCCUUUGCAAUGGGAGAUGCUAAUGGAGAGGUGAGUGGGCACCAAAGCUCAGUCCUAGGGUUCCUGCUCAGCAGUGCUCUUGAGACUGGGAUUGGGGUGGGCUUGGCAAGGCAGGCAGCAGCUCUGCAGGGCUGGCUGUGGGGUUACCUGAGGGUGGGCUGCAAGGGCUCAAAGUCCCUGGAGGUCCCUUGCUGCUAAGGUGUCCCUUGACAGAACAGAGAGAAAAGUGACACCAGCUCUGGCCAAGGCCGAUUAGAAGCAGUUGUGCUGAGUUGAGAGCAGCCCAGAAGGCAGGCCAUGAGCAAAAGGGAGCUGGGAUGGAUGAAUGCCAUCAGAACUCCUUCCUGCAUCUCCACUAGAGGGCUGUGGGCUUGAGGGGGGAAUGUGCAGAGCAGGGCACAAAGCCUGGGUGCUGUCAGACCAGGUGGCACAAAUCAGUGCCCAGCAUGCUCAGUAUCAUAAGGUAAGUAACAUACUAAGCCUGUUUCCUCAGGUAUGAUCUGAUUCCUUAGCAGGAUGGAGCAUUUGCAAGUAGUUAGCAUGUACAAGGGGAGUGGAAAGGAAAAUGUUUGAAUUUUUCCUCCAAAACUGUAGGUUUAUGAAGUGGAGCAGUGCUCCAGUAGGGAGAUCUGUACCACAGUAAGCAAACAGCCCCUGCAGGAAACUCUGACCAUCAGUAGGAUGGGAUAGAGGGUAAACCUUAUCCCUACCUUGCUUUCCAGGCCUACUGGCUGAUCUCAGGUUGCAAAUACUGUCUUGAGGGGCUGGAUCAUGGCUUUUGAUGGAGAAUUAUCAGACCUGCUGUUGGAGAUAAGUGGUAAAGAUCAAUGAUAAAUUGCUGAAGAUGCACAUAAGAUGCUAGUAUGAAAUCAGAAAGAAUCCAGAGAGAUCCCUGUGGACUGGAAGUUGGGUGACACUAACCUGACUUUCAAGAAGGGCAAGAGGGAGGACCCUGGAAGUUACAGGCCUGUCAGUCUCAUUUCAGUGCCAGCGUCCUUCUGGGAAUGAAGAUGACACAUGAAACAGAUCCUGCUCAUCUGAAAUGUCUGAGUCCAGUUCUCUGUUAGAAUGAACUCCAUUUAUAGUUUUGAUGAUUUGCCAGUUCCCAAAAAGUGUUGAGUAACACCUGCUUGAUUACAA